This is a messenger RNA of Amorphotheca resinae ATCC 22711, 957 nucleotides long. RefSeq lists its product as hypothetical. The record is from RefSeq and is a predicted model, not a curated record. Gene Ontology annotation, molecular function: water channel activity. Gene Ontology annotation, cellular component: plasma membrane. Gene Ontology annotation, biological process: transmembrane transport. Bases 1 to 957 code for a protein of 318 amino acids. The transcript is spliced from 3 exons. Lineage: Eukaryota; Fungi; Ascomycota; Leotiomycetes; Helotiales; Amorphothecaceae.
AUGAAGUUUCGCUCACGAUCCAUCCCAGCCGUGGGCAAUGGCCUGACCAAUAUGUCCGCCCAGCGGAGUGGAACACAUCUGCCUAUGCUCCAUCUCGACGACAAUAUGCGCAACAAUCUAGUUGCCGUGCUGGGCGAGUUCGUCGGCACGUUUCUCUUUCUGUUCUGGUCCUUUGCCGGAACCCAGAUUUCCAACACACCUAAGCCUCCGGAUGGAUCUCCUCCAAAUACUUCCAACCUGCUUUUUGCGGCCUUGGCGUUUGGCUUCUCAUUGACGGUCAAUGUGUGGGCCUUUUUUCGCAUCACGGGUGGAUUGUUCAAUCCUUCGGUGACUCUUGCCCUCUUCCUCGUUGGAGGAUUGCCUGCCCUGCGAAGUGGACUGGUCUUCCUCGCUCAGAUAGUUGGAGGCCUCAGCGCUGCUGCUGUUGUAUCGUGCCUCUUUCCCGGCGACCUCAAUGUUGAAACCACUCUCGGUGGAGGAACAUCUAUAUCGCAAGGACUUUUCAUCGAAAUGUUCUUGACCGCCCAACUGAUCUUCGUUAUUAUUAUGCUCGCCGUUGUCAAGCACAAGUCCACAUUUUUGGCGCCAGUUGGAAUCGGCCUGACAUUCUUCCUUGCAGAGCUCUGCGGUAUCUACUUCACUGGUGGAUCUCUCAACUUCGCACGCUCCCUUGGUCCUGCAGUUGUGAAUCAUAACUUUCCGGGAUACUUCUGGAUUUACUUCGUCGGUCCGCUCCUUGGCUCUCUUCUGGCAUGUAGCUUCUACACAUUGAUGAACAGCAUGCGCUAUCAAACCUGCAACCCCGGUCAAGACUUCAACGAGGUGGAAGCGCAGAGCGGGAAGGACUUGUUACUUCCUGAAAAGAGCCGCAAACUAGAGAGCCCGAUGCGAGCUCCUCAUCACCGACAAAAUUUAUCCGAAGCUACUACUGUGAAUAAUGACCAUGUUGGUAAUUAA